UUGUCUAAAAAAAAAAUAUGACAGUAGAGAAUUAUUGUGAAUUGGCAGUAAAUGGCUCGACUAGUGAAAUAAGCCUCAGGAAUUUUCUCAAUUUCUUCUUGCCAAAAUUGCAGUCGCCAGCUGAGACAGAGCUUGUGUACUGCUCUGGUCAAGUACUUUAAAUUCGGGGACUAUUAUUUUAUGUUUUUCUUUUUUGUUACAUUCAAUAUGUAUGCGUUAAACAAAACGCCUUUCGCAGCCAAAAAGCUAACCGGCAAGCGAACUGUUGAGCAACUGUUUGCCAAAAGCAAAUCGACGCUGCUAUCGUGGCGCAAUUUUUAUAACAUUCUGAAGGUGUCUCCGCUGGGUCAACGCGUGCUCCUGCCCAUCGACAAGCUGCCGGUGCUGCAGGGCUGUGAGUACCUAUGGAAACUGAGCCGUCACAAGCUGAGCACCGAGGAGCUGGCUACGUUGCAAGUGCUGGCCAGCAUUUUGUUCCUGCUGCCGGACGAGGUUCUUGUGGUGCGGAAUGCCCGCGAAACGCUGCUGCGCAAAUCAUUUAAGAUAUCCAGUGCCUCGCUGGAGCCGAUGCUGGUGCAUUACUUUAGCCAGAAUCUGCUGGAGUUCUACGAAAUGGGCGGGCAUAUUAGCUCAUUUAAGUUCCUUAUGACCAUAUCCCAGUUUAUAGCCAGCAAAUGCGCCAUGGGCAAGGCGGUGGCCGUGUGCCUCAUGUGGAGCAUUGUCUUCGAAAUCGCCGGAAGCAGCAUUAUAAUACACCAGCAUCGCGAUCUGGGUGAGCUGUGCAGCAUUCUGGAGCAGGUGCCACUGGAGAACACGCCAAUCGAUCGCUUUUGCAUUUUGCUGCAAACGGUGGGCGUCCUGCUACAUUUAAUGCUUUGUGGCAACUGGCUGCAGGAGUUCCUGUCCUAUGGAUAUCCGUUCUUCUACUUUCGACUUCUGCCAGCGGAUUGCCGCAAUCUGCAGGCAUGGCUUGACCAGGCUCUGCUGCUCUACAAAGUGCGCCUGCCGGAUGCCACGCAGCGCAUCCAGUGUGGGGCAAAGAAUCUGCUCGCUUCGCUGGAGUAUCUGGUUGCCAACUCGGCGGAAUGGUGCCUCGCUUGCCGCAGUGGCUCUGAUACGAAGAGCCAGGUGUGCGUUCUGGGCGACAUAGGUAAUAAUAAAUGA
Molecule: messenger RNA, 1164 nt
Organism: Drosophila montana
Lineage: Eukaryota; Metazoa; Arthropoda; Insecta; Diptera; Drosophilidae
Exons: 3
Coding region: 181-1164 (327 amino acids)
Source: RefSeq, a predicted model, not a curated record